CAUGACGUCACAUUGGACAAAUGGCGGGCGUGGAAACAGCAGCAGAGUGACGUCUCGCGACUGUUUCCUCCUCCCUGUGCUUUAAGCAGCUGGACACACCUGCCAGGUUACUUCUUACUUCACCUGUGAGAAACAACUAAAGGAUUGAGCUCGCUACUUUUGGACAAAGUCACGGAUAGUUUCGGUGAUGUUGACCGGAGUCUAAACAGAAAUCAAUCAAAAAUGACUUUUAGCAGCUGGAAGAAGCUUUGCUAACAGACUCAACAGGAACAUUGAAUAAAAAAAUAAAAAAAAGAAGAUGUCUGGCCUAAGUACUUUAAUCACAGACUCAACUGAAGAGGAUGCACUUUCACCUGCAGAGCCACAAAUAGCAGGAAGUAAAAAACCAGAAGAAAGCAGCAGCAUAGAGGAAAGACAGGAGCUUACAGACGAGGAAGAAGAAGACAAGAAUUCAAGGGAGGAGGAGGAGGAGGAAGAGGAAGUGACCAGCUCUGCUCAUCUGGAGCCGACCACUCUGCCAUGGCCUGGAGACACAGCCAAGAGGCCUCAUACGGACAAUGACGAUGGAGUCUGGUCUGAAGAGAGGGACACAGGAUUCAGCGGAGGAAGCCAGGAUCUGUCGGAGGAGCACAGCCAGGCCAAGAGCGACAGAAAGAGCAAGUGGAGGGAGAGCAUGCCUGAGGGCGAGAGGUGGAGGGACGAUGAGAUUGAGGUGCAGCGCGACGAUAAAGGGGAAGGCUCACUGGCAGACGAUGAAGAUGAGGAGGACGAGGAGGAGGAGGAGGGAGAGUCGAAUUGGAUCUCAGAGAAAGCUGCUCUGGGUUUCUCUCCACAAGUCACAAUUGUGCGUCCGUCCAGCAAAGAGCUUCCUGAGGAGAGCAGGCUGUUCAUAGAGAAGGACAUCGAGACGGAGCCCGACUCAGCAGCGCAGAUUUAUUCAGAGUGGACAACACAGGACGACAAGUACUACCUGUGUGAGCCUCUGUGCAGCGAGAAACUGAAGCUGGCCCUGUCGACGACGGCUGCAGGGCUCCUCUUCCCUCUGCUGGUGUGGGGAGGUUACGCCCUCCUUCCCUUUGAGUCACCGCUGCUGGAGAGCACCCCUCUCAGGGUGGUGUACACCCUACGCUGCUCCUUCUUCGCCAUCAUCCCCAUCAUGCUCGGUGUGCUGGUGCAGGGCGUGGCCCGGCUGCGCUACAGCGUCCUGAAGCCCCUCUAUCAGAGUAAACUGGUGAAUAGAGAGGUGGCAGUGCACUGGCACUACGUCAACGAAUCGCUGACCCUCUUCCUCUUCUACUUCCUGCAGCUCGCUGUCUUGGCAACCUACAUCAGCCAGGACCUGGUCAAACUGGUGCCGCUGCUCACCAUCAUAUUUGUUUUCGGCAGGCUGAUCUACUGGCUCUGCCUCUCUCUGGGCAGCAGCUUCAGGGGCCUCGGCUUCGGCUUCUCUUUUUUCCCCAUGCUGGCAAUGCUGGGCGUCAACCUGUACUUCAUCUGCUCCUCAGUCGGACAAGGGGCGGUUUUUGACGUGGAACCUCCCACGACUGCUCCUCCUCCAAGGCAGCGCUGGUGGGGUUAAAGGGCGACGUCCCAAAAGUCAACGAGGAGUUAAGAGACAAACAACUGAAAACACCUUUUUAAUAUCAUGACACUCGGACAGCUUGGCUCGUUCUUCUGGUGUCCUGGUGUUGAAAUCCUUCAGAUUUCCGUCCUGCUUGAUUUGGUGACACCUUUGGUUACCAUAGUGACACCAAGUGCAAAUUAAUGCUACAGCAAACUCUUUAAUUAUUAUUAAAAUAGUAAUUUGUCAAAAAAACUCCCCAAAAUGUCCGACGGAACAUUUGUUUCUAACCCCGGUGACGAACACAUUUUGCUCCCAUGACUGCGUCACAAUAAAAGCCUCUGCUUCAUUCUCCAGUUUGAGGUUUAAAUGUGACGCAGCAGCAGGAAAGGUUCUGUUUGCAUCAGCAGAAGCAACAGUGAGGCUGUUUGCUCUGGAUUGCAUGCAUGCAUCGUUUCCCGUGAAUCCCUUGUGUUUUAUGAAGGAAAUUGGAAAUGGCGGACUCCGCCAUUUCCAAUUCAUGGUAUCAAAAGUUUUGAUUUCAUGAAAAUCUCAAAGAUUAUAACUUUUAGUGUUUGCUUAUUUCUUAAGCCUUUUGCGAAAAAGAAAUGAAUGAUAUAAAGCAGGUUGUGGGUUUAUUUGUAGCUUAAAAAAAAUUAAGAAAUGCUAUAUUCACAUGCUAGUUAAGAAAGGAAGGUGAAAAGGUUUACAUAUAAAUAAAAAGCUCUUGUGUACAAGCAAAUACAGAAGGGCUCUUUUUACAGUGUGUUUACUAAUUACUAAUCUUCCAUUAUAAAUCAUUAAACAGUCUCUAACAAUCAGGCUGGGAGGCAUCGAGUGUAAAGAUGUGAUGCAGAAAAAUAAAGACGGAAAAGAAAAACUGAAUGUCAGAAGCACAGAAUCAAGUGAGUUGAAUAUCUAACGUAAACAUUUAAGAACUAUACACUUUUUAUACGAGAUUGGAUUAACUUUUAUGAAUUUUUACAUUUUUAUUUUGUUGUCACAACUUGUACUAAUGGUAAACUUUAUAUGUAUCAGUGAGACUGUUGAAUGCAUCUUUGUUUUAUUGAGCAACGGCUUUUCUUUGUUUAUAGCGGUGUAAAUUGUUGGUCUGCCUUUGGAUAGGUCUCUUUUCUUUAUUUUAAAUGAAUUAUUUGCAUUAUGAGUGAAUUAUUUAAAGCAUUAUUUGCGUCUUUGAAGGAGUUCAAUAAAGCAAAAACAAAUGAUA
Messenger RNA from Cottoperca gobio, 2789 nucleotides. RefSeq names its product transmembrane protein 79a (gene tmem79a). Gene Ontology annotation, biological process: regulated exocytosis. Lineage: Eukaryota; Metazoa; Chordata; Actinopteri; Perciformes; Bovichtidae. The record is from RefSeq and is a predicted model, not a curated record. The transcript is spliced from 5 exons. Gene Ontology annotation, cellular component: trans-Golgi network membrane; lysosomal membrane. Bases 299 to 1579 code for a protein of 426 amino acids.